This is a messenger RNA of Leptopilina heterotoma, 873 nucleotides long. RefSeq names its product ribonuclease H1-like. Gene Ontology annotation, biological process: DNA replication, removal of RNA primer. The transcript has a single exon. Gene Ontology annotation, molecular function: RNA-DNA hybrid ribonuclease activity; nucleic acid binding. The record is from RefSeq and is a predicted model, not a curated record. NCBI's taxonomy places the organism in Eukaryota, Metazoa, Arthropoda, Insecta, Hymenoptera, Figitidae. Bases 1 to 873 code for a protein of 290 amino acids.
AUGAGGAGAAGAAAACAAGAAAUACGAGAGAAGGCCCGUCACCAGGAAGACGAAUCUUCUUCUUCAGAUGAAUCAACGACAGAAACCGACAAGGAAGAAAAUUCGGACGCCCCGGUAUUCCGUGCAAGUCAUAGUGUGUUCCCUAGUGUUCCCCCUCAGCUCCCACCUAAAAUUCCGAUUACGCAAAAAGAAACAACUGACCAACCAUCAACCCCGUGUAUCCCCCCUAUGUCUAGUUCCUACACAGAUGUUUAUGUAGAUGGUGCAUGUUGUGACAAUGGCGGAAUAAGACCACGUGCAGGGAUUGGAGUAUGGUUCGGUCCUGGACACCCACUUAACGUCUCUCAGCGGUCCACAGGUAGACAAACCAACAACGCUUCCGAAAUUGAGGCUGCAACAACGGCUAUCAAAAAGGCGAAACGAGCAGGGAUAAAUCAACUAAGGAUAAAAACUGACUCCAAGGUACUUGUCCAAGGAAUCCAAGAGUGGGUACCAAAAUGGCAGGAAAACGACUGGAAAACCAACGAAAAUAAACCUGUCAAAAAUAAAAGUGCCUACGAACGAUUAGUUAAAGCAAUGAAAGGUUUGGAUGUUAUAUGGGAACACGUGCCUGGUCACGAUGGAAUAAAUGGAAACGAAAAUGCAGAUCGACUAGCAAGGGAAGGCGCCCUUCUAGAACCUCCUUCAGACUCCAGUUCAUCUUCCAGCGAAUCAGCAGAUCAAGAAGAUGUGGAAGAAAUUUCCCCGGAGCAUGUGAUCGUCGCAAUACCUCCACCACCUCCCGAUAGUGAAGAAAGUUCGGAACGGAAUCAGAAACUGAUCAGGAACCACAGCAAAAUCCAGCAGAUCCUGAAGAUCAAGAAAAUUCACUAG